Messenger RNA from Scleropages formosus (Asian bonytongue), 2830 nucleotides. Its product is annotated as zona pellucida sperm-binding protein 1. Gene Ontology annotation, biological process: prevention of polyspermy; binding of sperm to zona pellucida. Gene Ontology annotation, cellular component: egg coat. Bases 646 to 2718 code for a protein of 690 amino acids. The transcript has 11 exons. The record is from RefSeq and is a predicted model, not a curated record. Gene Ontology annotation, molecular function: structural constituent of egg coat; acrosin binding. NCBI's taxonomy places the organism in Eukaryota, Metazoa, Chordata, Actinopteri, Osteoglossiformes, Osteoglossidae.
AUUUAUUUAUUAACUGACACGUCGUUUGUGAAUCAUUUUAGAAUAGAAAACCACAAAUAACCCAUUUAUACAGCUGGGUAUCUUUUACUGUAUGAAAUUUGGGCCAAGUACCUCAAUCAAAGGUACUGCAGGAAUGGAAUUUCGAAGGAACUUUUAUCCCAACGUGGUAACUUUGCACAGAACACCACCUGCUCUUCCUGCUUCCGCACUGAAUCAUGGCCAUGUAUGCGAAAGUGCGCUGAACUAUAGUAUUUCACACGCGCAGUGCUCCAACGAAUAGGGCUGUAUUCCCACCGUUUGCAGGCAGCCAGUGUCACUUGACUCAGUCAUUCUGUUCUUGAGUUCCCUUUUUGUUUCCUCCCGAGUUCUACAUCAUGAUCAUCGCCUCGACGAAAAUGGUUUACUAAACUCAUACACGUAAAUUGCGUGUUCUGUUCACGUAAGGAAAAAUUAAAAAUCUUCAUACCACCUAAAGCCAUGGUAGUGUCAUUUCUUUGCGAAAAAAAAAGUGGCAUGCCUCGAUUAAGUCUAAUGAGUUAUUGAAACCCAUGGGGUGUCCACGUGAGAAUGUCGUGAUGUGUUGCCUGCGGUGGCUGGUCGUCACGUGCCGAACGGACAACAUAUAUUCUUGAGGGUGGGCGUGUAAUGGGUUUUCGCAUCUUUGUGUUUAGUAGAAAACAGUGGUUAGUGGCCGGCCUCAUGGGUUUCAUUACGAAGUCCGCUGUUGUGUGUUUUAUCUUAAGUUGGGCUUGCGCGAAAUUGAAUGUAACGGGGUUGCUUGAUGGCAGAUAUGACUACGGUAAAAUACAUAGCCUCUUCCAUCAUGAGCUGCCUGAGGAUCUUGAUAAAGCCUUAUUUUAUCCUUCGUAUAAUAUCGAUUUUGGGAAUUACAGAAAGUCAUCUACAGAGCAGUUGGAUCACUAUGAUGUUCCUAGUGAUGACUACUUCUCAGACACUGAAGCUGAUAUAGAGUUUGAACGUGUUGUACAGCCUGUGAGAGGUUUGGGAAUGCUUCCUUUUCCUGAACAAAAAGACCCACCUGAGCCCUUAACAGUCCUGUGCAGUGAAAAGCAAAUGAAAGUAACUUUGCCUGCUGGGCCAAUAGAGAAAAUUGGUAUCCUGGGAUCAAAAGGAUUCAUUCCAGUGCUGAAGGCCCCUGAGUCCUGUGGCUAUAUUAUUAGGAAAGGUGUAGCUCAUAACAUGUUAACCAUCCCUUCUCAAGGUUGCCAUGUUACAGUCAAGGAUGGCAGUUACACUGUCAGUGUGACUUAUCAAAUAGAUGAAGAAAAGGGUGCUGUCACUUUGUCUUGUCCAAAAAGUUCUUCUCCACGCUCCAGCGAUCGAUUAAUUCAUGGGAAUACCCAAAGAGAUGAAGCUGCUUCAGGGGGUACCAGAAGGAUUUUCCCUUUGGCUUCAAAGGAUGGGGCUGCCCAAGCCCAUAAUAAAAGUGUAUAUCAAAGUUCUGGUACCUCCCAACACUCUAGGUCCUUCAUUGGUAGAAAUCCUUGUUCUAGUUUCCAGCCCUCUUCCAGCUCCAAUGUUAAAAAGGGAAAUCUCUGUACCAGCACUCAUAGCUCCCCAGUUAAAGGUGGACCUCCUGGCUCCAACAGGCGUAGCUCCUUUGGCUCUGGCACUCGUGGCUCCCGUGUUAAGGGUGGCCCACCUGUAUCUGGUACCCGCAGCCCUCCUAGAGCCACUGUGAAAAGUGCAAAGCCAAGGUCCCGUAGCAGAGGUGAACGGACAUAUUCCAGCAUGCAGUUAACCAGCUCAAAUCCAAAUUUUAUGCGAGAAGGUUGCAAUAUCUUGCAAAGUCAACAGGUACAGUGUGGUCCUCCAAAAAUAUCAGCAUCUCUUUGCUUAGCUAGAGGUUGCUGUGUAGAACCUCAGACCUCAGCUUGCUUCUACCCCAUGGAUGAAUGCACAGCAGACAAAAAAUUUGUCUUUGCUGUUUAUUAUAAUGACUCUUCGUUUCCUGUGGAUCCCACCAGCUUGAUUGUAGCUGGAAAAGGCAGCUGCACUCCAGUAAUAAAAUCAAAUGACUUUGCCAUCUUCAUGUUUUCAGUAACUGACUGUGGAACUCAUACUUUUGAAGUUGGACAGACUGUAGUGUACCUGGCCGAAGUGCAGACUUCUGUAAGAGUUUACAAUCUGAAAUAUGGUGUCAUCAGCCGGGACAGUCCCCUCAGGUUACUUGUGGAAUGUCGGUACCCAAAAAGUAGUCUUGGAGAGGCUACCUUGGUCAGUGUUGGAUACAUGGUCAUGAGCCCUAGCUUGCCACCAUCUGUGGUAUCUGGAGGAUUGUUUGGAGUACAGCUUAGGAUUGCUACAGACAGGACAUACACAAAGUUCUACCCUCAUUACCAUCGGCCCCUCAAGCUCCUGCUUGGCAAGUCUGUGUUUUUAGAGCUGCGCCUAAUGGCCCAAAAUCGUUCUGCAGUACUACUGGUGAACUAUUGUUUAGCCUAUCCCCGCUCGGCAAAGAACGCCCUGGUUCUCUUAUAUGAAGGAUGCCCUAAUCCACUGGAUGGUGUGCCUACCUCCAUCCUUCAUGUCAAGGGCUUGCCUCAAACCAAACAUAAGCGCCGCUUUGAGAUAAAAGCAUUUCAGUUCAUGGAGCUGAAGUCUAAAAAGUACCUUGAUGAAGAGAUCUAUUUCAUGUGUUCCACAGAAGUCUGUCUACCUUCUGAGAAGCAAUGUAUAGAAGGCUGCUUUGGCUAGGCCUCAGCAUUCAUUGGAUCAGCCAGAAUAUCAGCCUCCAAUAAAAACACUUGGAGAAGGCUUAUGAUUAAUGGAUCAUGUUUUGUAAUUAAAAUGCAAAUAAAUUCUUUAC